UUGCAGCUCGUCACUUAGCCAUUCCAGUCCUACAAUGCAAAAAAUAUAUAUUUUUCUAAUUUUGAUUGCUGACUUUUGUAUGUCCUUGAGGAAGUCCUACGAUGUGAGCUUGGUGUCUUGGAAGUCAACUGGAACAUCGGUCUUCGACUUUAAUGCUCGUCUGCUGGGGCGCGAACGCAGAGGCAAUGGCACACUCCAUUUGAAGGAGGAUGUGGGCGACGAUCACUUUACCGAGGAGCUUCAAACAUAUAUCGAUGCCAAUGGCAGUGGGGAUUACAAGCUGCUACCCCUUUCGUUGCCCCAACAACCCGUUUGCCAGGCGAUAGAUGCCUACUGGAAGUACUUCGAAGCGAGUCUAAAGUACGGGGUGAACACGGAUUGUCCCUUUGCGAAUCGCACAUGCCCAUUACCGAAGGGCCACUACUAUUUCAAGGACAUUACCGUCAAGACGGACGACUGGCCGCUUGUUAUGCCUAGAGGUUAUUUUAAGAGCGUUAUAAGCUUUAAGAAGGAUGGACAAGUAGUAAGUGUAAUUGAAGUAACAUGCCUUAUUGCAGAUCGCACGAUCUGAGUUCCGUUCAAUCCAACAAAAUUCUAAAAUAAAAAUCCAGAAAUUGUAACUCGAUUACGAAAGUGAUUAAUCGGUUAAAUGGCCGCUCAGAUAUGUAUCCCCAAAAAUUGAUGAUUCUAGAACCAGAG
Drosophila gunungcola (fruit fly) is the source of this 699-nucleotide messenger RNA. RefSeq lists its product as uncharacterized. NCBI's taxonomy places the organism in Eukaryota, Metazoa, Arthropoda, Insecta, Diptera, Drosophilidae. Bases 35 to 571 code for a protein of 178 amino acids. The transcript has 2 exons. The record is from RefSeq and is a predicted model, not a curated record.